Molecule: messenger RNA, 8263 nt
Organism: Syngnathoides biaculeatus (alligator pipefish)
Lineage: Eukaryota; Metazoa; Chordata; Actinopteri; Syngnathiformes; Syngnathidae
Product: receptor-type tyrosine-protein phosphatase F-like
Exons: 38
Coding region: 1292-6994 (1900 amino acids)
Biological process (GO): protein dephosphorylation
Molecular function (GO): protein binding; protein tyrosine phosphatase activity
Source: RefSeq, a predicted model, not a curated record
AACUUGCUUCCUCGGAUAUAUUUGAACACUGUCCGUGUUUACCACACGGACGUUUAUUGCAGACGGACCCACUUUUGGGCCAGUGAAAAAAUAUUGGCCAAACACGCCUGAAGACGGUCUGUAAGUGAUUUUAAGACACCAAAAUCUACUAAGGUCAACGCUGAGCCGCUGACCUCCCGCUGCGUUCUGCUCAACCGCCGUCACGUCCAUCAUUUAACCGAGCUCCGCUGAGCUUUGCAGGGAGGAACAGCACAUGGGUCGCGGAGAGUGCUGGAGCCUAUCUCAGAUGUCAACGGGCAGGAGGCGGAAUGUGCGGAAUUUGGAAUGUGGGAGGAAACCGGAGUGCCUGGAGGAAACCCACGCAGGCAUGGUUAGAACAUGCAAACUCCACACAGUGGACAUUGUGCUGCUUUUUCUGGUGUGUGCGCCUUGGCCAUGUGGGAGCACAAAAUGACAGACAUGGAUAAUGCAUGAACGAGGCUGUCACAAUCGCGAGCUGACAUCCACAAAGCAAGUUGUCAUUUACAGCUACCCGAACGCAGGAAGCUACGGAGCAGGAAGCUAUCGCGAGCUCGCAGGUCCAGAAGAACAAAAACAGGCCCAAACCCGGAUUCUGUCACCACCGUGCUUGACUGUAGGACUUGUCGGGCGGCGCCGAGGAUUGCCGAGUGGAGCCGAAGCCCCUCCAGGCCGACCGACCGGAGCGAGUCGACUCUCCUCCGAGUCGGCGAGAAGAAGAAGCGUGACCGAGCAAGGCGAGGAGGGGGCGGCGGCGGUGGUGGGCUGAGAGACGGAUUCGACUCGCUCCCUCGCCUCGUCGCGGCUGCCUGUGUAUUGUAUACCAGUCGAGGACUAAUAUAAGCACACUUUUGUGUUGUUGUUUUUUGUUUAGUCGGGUGUUGAGGUGGAAUUUUUUUUUUUUUUUUUUUUUUUGCCCAUGCGCACACGGGCACCGAAUAGAUCGGCACACUCGCUUCUUCGACCUGGUCGGGAUAGGUCCUCGUGUUCCCCCCCCCCCCCCCAUUCUUCUAUCGUCUUUGUUUUACUCUUUCAAUUUUGGUCCCCGUGGCGUGGAUUUUCCGACGGCUGGCUCCGAAGUGGAAGAAACGGAGCGCUUCUUCUUACGGGGGAGGUGUCGGCGGCGGGAGGGGGGGGGAGACAUGCCAACGGCGGCGGCGGCGACGACAUCGAGGAGACUCCGUUUUAGCCUUUGAUCGUGCCAGAGCGGGACGCGUCUAAGCAAGGGGACGAGGGCCGAGGGCCGGAGCGGCAGCAGUGCCAAGUUUGAGACAUGGCGCCCCCCCAACUUAGAGGGGUGUGUCUCAUCCUGCCCCUGCUCCUCAGCUGCGCCGUGAUCUCCUCUGUGGCAGACAACCUGCCGAGCUUCAUCAAAUCCCCCGAAGACCAGACGGGAAUUUCGGGCGGCGUGGCGUCCUUCGUGUGCCAGGCCGCCGGCGAACCCAAACCCAGAAUCACCUGGAUGAAGAAGGGCAAGAAAGUCAGCUCACAGCGCUUCGAGGUGAUCGAGUUUGACGACGGCUCGGGGUCCGUGCUGCGCAUCCAGCCGCUGCGCACGCACCGCGACGAGGCCAUUUACGAGUGCACGGCGGCCAACAGCGCCGGCGAGAUCAACACCAGCGCCAAGCUGACCGUCUUCGAAGAGAACCAGAUCCCUCACGGCUUCCCCACCAUCGACAUGGGCCCCCAGUUGAAGGUGGUGGAGCGGACCCGGACCGCCACCAUGUUGUGCGCCGCCAGCGGAAACCCCGACCCGGAGAUCACCUGGUUCAAGGACAUGCUGCCCGUGGACAUCGGCAGCAGCAAUGGACGCAUCCGACAGCUCCACUCGGGAGCUCUGCAAAUAGAGAACAGCGAGGAGUCCGACCAGGGCAAAUACGAAUGCAUCGCCACCAACAGCGCCGGCACCCGUUACUCAGCACCCGCCAACCUCUACGUGCGAGUACGCAGGGUCCCGCCCCGGUUUUCCAUCCCACCCACCAACCAGGAGGUGAUGCCGGGAGGCAGCGUCAACCUGACGUGCGUGGCGGUGGGCUCGCCCAUGCCCUACGUCAAGUGGAUGAUGGGCCUGAAGGAGCUAACCCGCGAGGAGGAGAUGCCCAUGGGACGCAACGUGCUGGAGGUCACCAACAUCCGCCAGUCCGGGAACUACACCUGCGUGGCCAUGUCCUCGCUGGGGAUGAUCGAAGCCACGGCGCAGGUCACCGUCAAAGCUUUGCCAAAGCCCCCCAUUGCGGUCAUGGUCACUGAAAGAACAGCCACCAGCGUGACGUUGACAUGGGACUCUGGCAACCCCGAACCCGUGUCUUACUACAUGAUCCAGUACCGGGCCAAGGCGUCGGAAAACGGCUUCCAGGAAGUGGAGGGUGUCGCCACCACCCGCUACAGCAUCGGCGGGCUCAGCCCCUACUCCGAAUACGAGUUCCGCGUCAUGGCCGUCAACAACAUCGGCCGAGGGGCGCCCAGCGAGCCGGUGGUGACUCGCACGGGUGAGCAGGCCCCGUCGUCGCCCCCGCUGCGCGUCCAAGCGCGCAUGCUGAGCGCCACCACCAUGCUGGUCCAGUGGGACCCGCCCGAGGAGCCCAACGGGCACAUCCGAGGCUUCCGCAUCUACUACAGCUCGGACCACACGGCGCCGCUCAGCGCCUGGCACAAGCACAACACGGACGACAGCAGCCUGACCACCAUUUCCGGACUGACGCCCGACAUCACCUACAGCCUCAGGGUGCUGGGCUUCACCUCUGUGGGGGACGGCCCACCCUCCGAGGUCCUUCAGGUCAAAACCCAACAGGGAGUCCCGUCGCAGCCGUCGGGCUUCCAGGCUGAAACUGAGUUGGACACCCGCAUUUUGCUGUCAUGGUUGUGGCCCCUCCAGGACCCGAUCAUCAAGUACGAGCUGCAGUACUGGGAGGCCGGAACAGAAAAUAAGAUACACGUGACCUUCGAUCCUGCCGGCUCCUACGGCGUGGACGGCCUCAAGCCCGACACGGUCUACCGCUUCUCCCUGGCCGCCCGCUCCGAAAUGGGCUUGGGCGUCUACACCCAGCCCAUCGAGGCUCGCACGGCCCAGUCCACCCCCUCGGCUCCCCCCCAAGACGUGCAACUGGUCAGCCUCAGCUCCACCAGCCUCAAGGUGAGUUGGGCGGCGCCGCCGGCCGGCCGCCGCCACGGCGUCAUCGUCAGCUACACGGUCAGCUACCAGGCGCUGAGCGGCGAGGACACGGAGCGCCACGAGGUGAGCGGCAUCGGUGCCGCCGCCUCGGUCUACGUCAUCCAGGAUUUGGAGCGCUGGACCGAGUAUCAAGUGUGGGUGCGCGCUCACACCGAGGCGGGCCCGGGCCCUGAGAGCGCCCCGGUGAAGAUGAAAACCCAACCGGAUGUGCCGGGAGCGCCGCCCCGGAAGCUGGAGGCCGAGGCGGUCAACUCCACCGCCAUCCGCGUGACCUGGAAACCGCCGCUGCAGAGCAAGCAGCACGGCCAGAUCCGAGGCUACCAGGUGGCCUACACGCUGGUAGAGAACGGCGAGCCGCGCGGGCAGCCCAACAUCCUGGACGUGGUCUUGGCGGAGGAGCAGUUCAAUAUUACGGACUUCACCGAGCAUGAGGCCUUCAUUACCGGACUGCAGUCUGAGACCACCUACUCCAUCGCCGUCGCGGCGUACACCACCAGGGGUGACGGGCCUCGUUGCAAACCUAAACUGGUCACCACCACUGGAGCAGUGCCAGGUAAGCCCACCAUGAUGAUCAGCGCCACCAUGGGCAACACGGCGCUGAUCCAGUGGCAGCCCCCCAAGGACAUGGUGGGCGAGCUGAUGGGCUACCAGCUGCAGUACAAGCGCACCGACGACAACACGUUCACGUCGCGCGAGCUGCGCAGCACCGACGACCACUACACGGUGACGGGGCUGCACAAGGGCGCCACCUACGUCUUCCGCCUCAGCGCCCGCAACCGGGCCGGCGUGGGCGAGCCCUACACCAAGGAGAUCGGCACCCCCGAGGACGUGCCCUCGGGCUUCCCGCUGAACCUGCAGGUGACGGGCCUGACCCAGUCCAGCACCCAGCUGACGUGGGACCCGCCCCUGUUGGCCGAGAGGAACGGCAAGAUCGUCUACUACGUGGUGGUCUACCGGGACAUCAACAGCCAGCAGAACAGCACCAACCGCACGGCCGACAACCGCAUGACCAUACUGGGCCUCAACCCCGACACCACCUACGACAUCCGCGUGCAGGCGUACACCAGCAAGGGCGCAGGACCCCUGAGUCCCAGCAUCCAGAGCAGGACCAUGUCUAAUGAUUUUCCCACACUGAACUUUGGCGUCAAAGCAGUCAUGAAGACAUCGGUGCUCCUCACCUGGGAUUUUCCGCCGAACUACAAGUCCCAAGUGCCUUUUAAGAUCUUGUACAACCAGCAGAGCGUGGAGGUGCAGGGCAACCUGAAGCGGAAGCUGAUCACGCAGCUGCAGCCCGACACCGACUACUCCUUCGUGCUGACCAGCCGCGGCAACAUCGCCGGCGGUCUGCAGCAGCAGGUGUCCAUCCGCACCGCCCCCGACCUCAUCAAAACCAAGCCCGUGUACGCCUCCCAUCAGGCGCAGGGCGGCAAGAUGACCGUUAACCUGCCCAAGGUCCAGACCACCACGCGUGUCAGGUGGUACUACAUCGUGGUUCUGCCCGUGUCCCAGUCGAGCCGGCGCUGGAAGAAUCCGGAUGAGAUGGAGCUGGACGAGCUGCUGAAAUCCAGCGAAGGCCUCGCGCUGCGGCGGCGGCGCCGUCACCUGGACUCGUCCAAGCCGUACUUCGCCGCCAAGCUGGCCUCGCUGCCGCCCGCCUUCACGCUGGGCGACGAGAAAAGCUACAACGGCUUCUACAACAAGCCGCUGACCAGCGGGCAGGAGUACGUCUGCUUCGUGCUGGCCGUCCUGCGCUCCGAAGGAACCGACAGCGCCUCCAAUUACAUGACGUUUUCGGCCAGUCCCUAUUCGGACCCCAUCCAGGUCACCACGCAGUCGCUGGCUCAGGGGGCGGAGCAGACGGAGAUGCUGUGGGUGAUGGGCCCCGUGUUUGCCGUGGUGCUCAUCAUCAGCGUCGUCAUAGCCAUCCUGCUCUUUAAGAAGAAGCGGGCGUCGCCCUUGCCGAAGGAUGAGCACUCAGGUGGAGUGAAAGACUCCCUGCUGGCCAACUCCUCCGACCCCGUGGAGAUGAGACGACUCAACUACCAGACGCCAGGGAUGCGAGAGCACCCGCCGAUUCCCGUCGCCGGCCUGGCCGACCACAUCGAGCACCUGAAGGCCAACGACGGCCUGCGCUUCUCCCAGGAGUACGAGUCCAUCGACCCGGGCCAGCAGUUCACCUGGGAGAACUCCAACAUGGAAGUGAACAAGCCAAAGAACCGCUACGCCAACGUCAUCGCCUACGACCACUCCAGGGUGGUGCUCACCUCCGUCGACGCUGUGCCGGGUAGCGACUACAUCAACGCCAACUACAUCGACGGCUACAGGAAGCAGAACGCCUACAUCGCCACGCAAGGGCCGCUGCCCGAGACGCUGAGCGACUUCUGGAGGAUGGUGUGGGAGCAGCGCUCCAGCACCAUCGUCAUGAUGACGCGGCUGGAGGAGAAGUCCAGGGUGAAGUGCGACCAGUACUGGCCGGCGCGAGGAACCGAGACCUACGGCAUGAUCCAGGUCACCAUGCUGGACACGGUGGAGUUGGCCACUUACAGCGUCCGCACUUUCGCGCUCUACAAGAACGGUUCCAGUGAGAAGCGAGAGCUGCGGCAGUUCCAGUUCAUGGCCUGGCCGGACCACGGCGUGCCCGAGUACCCCACCCCCAUCCUGGCCUUCUUGAGACGCGUCAAGGCCUGCAACCCUCCGGAUGCGGGGCCCAUGGUCGUGCACUGCAGCGCCGGCGUGGGCCGGACCGGCUGCUUCAUCGUGAUCGACGCCAUGCUGGAGCGCAUGAAGCACGAGAAGUCGGUGGACAUCUACGGCCACGUGACCUGCAUGCGGGCCCAGCGCAACUACAUGGUGCAGACCGAGGACCAGUACAUCUUCAUCCACGAGGCGCUGCUGGAGGCGGCCACGUGCGGCAACACCGAGGUGCCGGCGCGCAACCUCUACGCCCACAUCCAGAAGCUCACGCAGCCGCCGUCCGGCGAGACCGUCACCGCCAUGGAGCUGGAGUUCAAGCGCCUGGCCAACUCCAAGGCCCACACGUCCCGCUUCAUCAGCGCCAACCUGCCGUGCAACAAGUUCAAGAACCGCCUGGUCAACAUCAUGCCGUUCGAGUCCACGCGCGUCUGCCUGCAGCCCAUCCGCGGCGUCGAGGGCUCCGACUACAUCAACGCCAGCUGCAUCGACGGCUACAGGCAGCAGAAGGCCUACCUGGCCACGCAGGGCCCCCUGGCCGAGACCACCGAGGACUUCUGGAGAAUGUUGUGGGAGCACAACUCCACCAUCGUCGUCAUGCUCACCAAGCUGCGGGAGAUGGGACGGGAGAAGUGUCACCAGUACUGGCCGGCCGAGCGCUCGGCCCGCUACCAGUACUUCGUGGUGGACCCCAUGGCCGAGUACAACAUGCCGCAGUACAUCCUGCGAGAGUUCAAGGUGACGGACGCGCGCGACGGGCAGUCCAGAACCAUCCGCCAGUUCCAGUUCACCGACUGGCCCGAGCAGGGCGUGCCCAAGACCGGGGAGGGCUUCAUCGACUUCAUCGGACAAGUGCACAAGACCAAGGAGCAGUUCGGUCAGGACGGACCCAUCACCGUGCACUGCAGCGCCGGCGUGGGCCGCACCGGGGUCUUCAUCACGCUCAGCAUCGUGCUGGAGAGGAUGCGCUACGAGGGCGUGGUGGACCUCUUCCAGACCGUCAAGACCCUCCGCACCCAGCGGCCCGCCAUGGUGCAGACCGAGGACCAGUACCAGCUGUGCUACCGGGCCGCUCUGGAGUACCUGGGGAGCUUCGACCACUAUGCAACGUAACCGCAGGCGCCGAGGGCGGAGCCUCUCAGGAGUGUGCCAAGUGUCCCAUCUCAGCCACCGUACGCCCCGGGAAGGAAAAAAAAAAUCAAAACAAAACAGCAGCACUCGUCCGUGUCACUGCGGGGGAGGCGCCAACGCGAAGGAUGGAACCAACCAUGUGACUUUUUUGUGUGCUUUUAAGUCUUGUACAGUCGCCAGCGCCACCUGCCCCCCGUCUAGCGGUACCGCCACUCUUUUUUUUUUUUUUUUUUACAAUUAUUGUUUAGCCUACUUUUUUUAACAUUGCAUCUUAACCUUGCUCCAGUGCUUUUAUUUUCAUAAUCGCUAAUUUUUCACAUUUUUUAAUGAUUUUUUUUUUCCUUUUCUAUUAUUGUUUUAAAAGAAAGAGGUAAUUUUUUUUAGCAUAACGACGCUAGAUGCUAAUCUCCUCUGAGCCAGCCGUUUAUCGUCUGCGUUGUCGUCGCGCGCUCGGGAUUUAGUCGGGAUGACAACAAAAGAAAGAAAAAAAGAUGACAGAUCUGAAAAAAAAAGAGAAGAAAAAAAAACUGCCUUUUCACUCGCUAUUUCCCUGAGGACGAGCACAGAGCGGCGAACGCUACGCAACGCCCGGAGAUGACGACGACGACGACGACGUGUGUACAGAAAAGCAAAGCACACGACUUUUUGUGUUGUUACUUCUGCAAAAAGGCCUUUGUACAGAAUGGACCAUUCCUCCCCAAACGUGACGCGCGCGCACACACUUGAUCUUAUUUUAUACAGAAAUAGAACUAUAAAUAUAAAUAUAUAUAUGAUUAUAUAUAUACAUAUAUAUAUGUACAAUGAUGCAUAGGUGUACACACAGCUUACCUUGUUCUUGAGAGACGCCGUUUGCCGUAUCUACUGUUCUGUCAGCAAAAACAAAACAAACAAAAAAAUGGACGAUUAACACAGCACAACCCCCCCUCCCAUCACCACACACACACAAACAUACACACGCCCCUCCACCAACAUGGCAGUCACAAGCACACGCCCCUAAAGUGGUGGUGGCGGGUGUAUAGGGAGGUGAGGGUUUUUUUUUUUUUGGGGGGGGGUGCUAUUUUUGUUCAUUUGAAAAUCUUGUGAAUGCAUCGUAAUGUAGGGGUGCCGCACACACACACACACAUCUGUUUUUUCUAUUUGUCGAUAAAGAACUGGAAUUGCAAAAGAAAACCUGUUAACGAAUGACAAGUUGUUAAAAAAAUGAAAAACAAACCUUGAUGUUAAUAAAGAUACAUAAUUGGGGUUUUUUGU